CAUUUGCAGUUUAAUUCUCCCUUUCUCCCCCUCUCUUUCUCCCCUCCUCCUAACCCCAAAAAAAAAUAACGCAAGAAAACGAAACCUUAACUCUAACCGUAGCUUUCUCGCUUCUUCUUCUUCUUCUUCUUCUCGUCCUUCUCCUCCUCUUGCUCCUGUCCUUGGAUCUCCUUGUGCGGCAAUGGGAGCUUUUGAUGAGGAGAGUGGCGAUGGGGACUGAGGAGAUCUGCGGCAAUGGGGAAAGCCGAAGGCGAGCAGUCCUUGUCCACCGCCCCUUCGUCGUCGGAGGACACCGAGGGGAAUGCCUGCGGGAGCUGCCACCAGUGCCGAUCGAUCGGUAGGAUCGUGCGGCCGCGGUGCGUUGUGGCGCUGGUUCUUGGUUUUGCCAUACUGCUGUCGGCCGUGUUCUGGCUUCCCCCAUUCUUGAGGCAUAGUGGGGAUCUGAUGGGUCGGAAUCGGGACCCGCGGUUUAAAGCUGAUAUCGUAGCAAGUUUCAGACUGCAAAAGCCCGUAGCUAUGUUAAGUGCCAAUAUCUCAAAACUUCAAUAUGAUAUCUAUGAAGAAAUUGGUGUUCCUAAUUCCUUGGUGGUUGUAAGUUCUCUAGAACCUUUAGCCGGAUCAAAUUGGACAACUGUAGUGUUUGGCAUUUGGCCUUAUCCAAAAAAUUUACCUAUAUCGUCAGCUGAAAUAAGUCUUCUCAGAGAGUCUUUUACGUCCUUGGUUACGCGGCAGUCAACUCUCCACUUGACUACGUCCCUGUUUGGGAACUCGUCCUUCUUUGAGGUGCUAAAGUUCCCUGGAGGAAUUACGAUUAUCCCUCCACAAAAUGCUUUUCUUCUGCAGAAACUGCAUUCUCUUUUUAAUUUCAGUUUAAAUGUCGCGAUCGAUCAAGUACAAGACAAACUCAGUGAACUGAAGGACCAGAUGAAGUUGGGGCUGCUGCUCAAUUCUUACGAGAAUCUGUAUGUUCGUUUGACAAAUAUAGAGGGUUCGACGGUGGCUCCUCCAACAACUCUUGAGACCUUCGUUGUGCUUAAAGUUGGGAAUAACCAACCCUCAUUAUCAAGGUUGAAACAGUUGGCUAAGAGCAUCUCUAAUUCUUCUGCAGGCAAUCUUGGUCUCAACCACACUGUAUUUGGUAAAGUAAAGCAGGUUCGACUUUCCUCGUUUUUUCAACAUUCUCUGAAUAGCGGAGGCAGCAGUUCACCAAGUCCAACUCCUCAACCUCAGCCAGAUCACCACCACCGCCACCACCACCACCACCACCACCACCAUCACAGUCACCCAGACACUCAUCUGGCUCCUGCUGCUCCUCCUCGACGCAGUUACCAAACUCCAGCUCCCUCUCGUUGCCGAUUUGGAUAUUCUAACAGGCCCAAGAGCAAAGCUUUUCUUGUUCCAGCUGCUGCACCUGCGGCUGCUCCACAGCAUUCUGAUGCAACUGUGGCCUCUCCACAGCAUUCAGCUGCACCAGAGUCUAGCCCACAAAAUUCUGCUUCACCUGAGCCUGUACCACAGCAUUCUAUUGCUCCACAUGUGCAUGAAAAUUCACCAGCUCCAGAUCCAGACAUGCGUGCAGCAUCACCAUUGCCUGCUGCCUAUUUUGCUCAUGUACAACCUCCAAGUGAGAGUGUAACAGAUGUCAACCCUCCUGACAGAAAGCCAUCAAUUUCACCUGUGCCACAUUCAUCUUCUGCUUCAGGCCAGCCUUCUAUCCAUUGGGUCCUUGCAGUACUGUUGUUCUAUUUGUUGAUGCGUAUAUAGCAAACAAAGGAAUUAUUUUUUUUCUAGAGCUAAAUUACUCAGUUUUUGAGAAGCGGGGUACACUGCUCUGCGAUGCUGCAUAAGACAGACUGUAACUUUGCAUGCGGGUGCAACAAAAAUGUUGCACCUUCAUUCAGAUGGAAAAUUUAAGGUAUGUAUAUAUAGAUAUUAAUGCACCGCAAAUGAAUUUUCUGGUCAAAGCCACAGAGGUGGCAGGCCUUCGUUUAUGUGUUGUUUCUUUGUACUAUUACGGGGAAAAUCAAGUAAAACGAAUGUAUUUUGCCCCUAAUGAGGGCAGGUGCUUGCUCUUGAAUGGGGAAGUAAUUCUCUUCUUUUGGGAAGGUUCA
This is a messenger RNA of Phoenix dactylifera (date palm), 2111 nucleotides long. RefSeq lists its product as uncharacterized. Lineage: Eukaryota; Viridiplantae; Streptophyta; Magnoliopsida; Arecales; Arecaceae. The record is from RefSeq and is a predicted model, not a curated record.